AUGGAUAGUAGACCUUCUCUUGGCCCUUUGUUUCUCCUUCUUGGUCUUAUUUCACUUUUGGUGAAAUGUUACUCAUCUUCGGAAGAUAAUAUGAAGACUUACAUUGUCUACACUGGAAAGAUCGUAAACGAUGAAGCGUCUUCGCUGAUCAUUUACCAAAAUAUGUUAAAUCAAGUUUCUGAGAGUAAUUCAACAUCAAAAUCUAUACUCUACCAAUACAAACGUAGCUUCAGUGGCUUUGCUGCCAAGCUAACUGUGGAAGAAGCUCGCAGAAUGGCUGGACUUGAUGGGGUGGUGUCUGUAUUUCCAAAUGAAAAGAGACAACUCCUGACAACCAGAUCUUGGGAUUUCAUAGGAUUUCCAGAAUAUGUCGAGAGAGAAUACAAUGAAUAUGAUGUCAUAAUUGGAGUGAUAGAUUCUGGAAUUUGGCCGGAAUCAGAAAGCUUCAAUGAUAAAGGAUAUGGUCCACCACCAAGCAAAUGGAAGGGCACUUGCCAAUCUUCUGAUUUUACAUGCAACAACAAAAUAAUUGGGGCCAGAUAUUAUAGAAAUGAUUAUGGAGAAGACUUCUUGAAAAAUAAUAUCUUAUCCCCAAGAGACACAACUGGGCAUGGGACGCAUACAGCAUCAACAGCGGCUGGAAACCCUGUUAGCAGGACAAGUAUGUUAGGCCUUGGCCAUGGAACAACAAGAGGAGGGGCUUCCUCAGCAAGAAUUGCGGUUUAUAAAGUAUGUUGGUCUGAUUCAUGUCAGGAUGUGGACAUUCUUGCUGCGUUUGACGACGCUGUUAUUGACGGAGUUGACAUAUUAUCCGUCUCUAUUGGAGGAAAGUCAGCUGAUGAUAGUAUCCAUUUUAUGGAUGCAAUCUCAGUUGGAUCAUUCCAUGCAAUGAAAAGGGGAAUACUAACUGUAUCUGCGGCAGGGAACUUCGGUCCAAAAAGUUCAUCCCUAGCAAAUUUUUCACCUUGGGCCAUUAGUGUUGCUGCAAGCACCAUGGAUAGAAAAUUUGUUACAAAGGUCAAAUUAGGAGAUAACAAAAUUUAUGAGGGUACUUCUUUGAAUACAUUUGACCUUCAGGGAGAAUUGUGGCCUAUUAUCUAUGCUGGUGAUGCACCAAAUAAGGAAGCAGGCUUCAAUAAAGAUUCAUCCAGGAAUUGCUCAGCCAACUCAUUGGAUAUCAAGAUGGUGAAGGGUAAAAUUCUUUUAUGUGAAGAUAGUAUAGAAUCUUCUGAAGCCGGUAGAGUUGGUGCUGUGGGUAUUUUGGUACAAGGUCAAAAAUUUAUCGAUACCGCAUAUUCUUAUCCCUUGCCUGGAUGUUACCUUCAUUCGAAGGAUGCCGCCAAAGUAAAUCAGUAUAUACACUCUACCAGGAACCCGGUAGCAACUAUAUUUAGAACGUAUGAGGCAAAUGAUACUUUGGCACCUAUGGUCGCCACUUUCUCGUCAAGGGGUCCUAAUAAUGCUACACCUGAGAUUCUAAAGCCUGAUUUAGUUGCUCCUGGAGUAGACAUUUUAGCCAGUUGGUCUCCAAUUGUUCCAAUUUCUGAAAUUCAUGGUGAUAAAAGAAAAUUGAAGUUCAAUUUUGUGUCUGGAACAUCAAUGUCGUGUCCCCACGUUUCUGGUGCAGCAGCAUAUAUAAAAUCCUUUCAUCCUACAUGGUCUCCUGCUGCUAUACGUUCAGCUCUAAUGACGACAGCCAAACAAUUGAGCCCAGACAAGAAUCCUGACGCAGAAUUUGCGUAUGGAGCUGGACAAAUUGACCCAAUAAAGGCUUUGAAUCCUGGCUUAGUAUAUGAUGCAAAUGAAGAAGAGUAUAUUAGGUUUUUAUGUGGUCAAGGUUUAAAUAUGGCUAUGUUACUCCAAAUCACAGAGAGGAUAAUCAAUUGCUCUGAGAUUGGAUAUAUGAUACCAAGAGACCUAAAUUAUCCUUCCUUUGCUUUUAAAGUCCCACGGCCCAAACAUCACUUGAACGCAAACGUUAAAAGGACUGUUACAAAUGUUGGGCUUCCUAAGUCUACGUAUAGAGCAUUUGUAACCGCUCCUAAAGGAUUUAACAUUUCAGUGAUCCCCAACGUGUUAUCGUUCACAUCCUUGGGAGAGAAACAAACAUUUACACUCACUGUAAAUGGAAAAAUGAAGAAAUCAAUUGGCUCAGCUUCUUUGAUUUGGGGCGAUGGUAAAUAUCAAGUGAGGAGUCCCAUUGUUGUUUUUGAUGAGCGAGCGGUGAACGGAAAGGGUGCCAAUUUAUAUAGGAUAGAUUGCAUAUGCAUUGUAAUUUUUAAUUUCCUAUUUUACAUUAUUAUUAAUGGAUAA
This is a messenger RNA of Lathyrus sativus (Indian pea), 2313 nucleotides long. The record is from the annotation of a GenBank genome assembly. Lineage: Eukaryota; Viridiplantae; Streptophyta; Magnoliopsida; Fabales; Fabaceae.